ACUUCUCAACGUUCACUCCGUCAGACUCAAUUUCUGAUGCGAGUUUAUUGCUUGGUGAUCUAAUUUUUAAGAGAGACGUUUGUUUGUAACCUUCAUAAAAUGAUCGGAAAAUGUUCAAAUCCUUUAUAUUCGCUCGGUUAAAUUGUUUAUAUCCUCCCACGGGGUCCUUAUAGUGCUUCGAUAGCUUCCAGCUAGCAAGUUGGCUAACUGUCCAUUCAGGACCAUGGCAAGUGCAUCCAGUGCUAACCUGAAUGCAGUCCGAGAGACUAUGGACGUGUUACUGGAGAUCUCAAGGCUGCUCAACACAGGUCUGGACAUGGAGUCUCUGUCCAUCUGUGUGAGAUUGUGUGAGCAGGGCAUCAACCCAGAAGCUCUGUCUUCGGUUAUCAAGGAGCUGAGGAAAGCCUCCGAGACCCUCAAGGCUCCCGAAAACUGCACGAACUAAAGAUGAAACGUUCCCUUUGCUCUCCUAAGUUAGACUGCAGCCGUCGCUCGUCCCUGCACCAUGGAAGCUCCAACCAUUAUGGCCGCACUCUCGUCCCUCGUGUCCUCUCCUUCCCUUGGGUGCAGAUGACAGUCAAUUUGAAUCCCGAAAAAAUAGCACUCAGCAUCAGCUAGUUGUGAGUUGUAAGUGAACACUUGUCAUCUAUAAUAAAUCUAUUUUUAAUGGUGUUUAAUUU
Hippocampus comes (tiger tail seahorse) is the source of this 680-nucleotide messenger RNA. It is a transcript of the gene mzt1, whose product is annotated as mitotic spindle organizing protein 1. The record is from RefSeq and is a predicted model, not a curated record. Bases 224 to 445 code for a protein of 73 amino acids. The transcript has 3 exons. Lineage: Eukaryota; Metazoa; Chordata; Actinopteri; Syngnathiformes; Syngnathidae. Gene Ontology annotation, cellular component: centrosome; interphase microtubule organizing center; spindle. Gene Ontology annotation, biological process: microtubule nucleation by interphase microtubule organizing center; gamma-tubulin complex localization; mitotic spindle assembly.